AUGUUUCGGUGCUGGCGCCAUAGUGUCUUAUACCUUCGUAUGCACCGCCGAGCGCAGCAACAGGGCAAAGAACUCCGUAAACAACGUCGUUUGACUCUGCUGACAGAGGCGGACCAGGCCAUCAGACAAGGCCAAAGUCGCCUCUUCUACCAGCUCGUGGAUAAGUUGGCACCCAAGGGUCGUUUUCGCAAAUUCCAAAUGACAAAGGCCGGUCAAAUUCUCACAGCAGCGGAGGAACUAGAAGUCAUGCGCAAACACUUCGUUCAGGUCUUCAACCCGGACCACCCCGCCGAGACCUCACAAGUUGCCAUCACGGUGGCCGAUGCCCCGUUUCAGGUCGAGUGUCAUGAGCUGCAAGCGUUCCUGGAUAAACUUCCUAUUCGGAAGGCAGGCGCCCCGGCCACGGCGCCAGGGGCUGUCUGGCGUGCAUGCUCGGAUAUGGUCGCUCCCUUACUGACGGAUCUCUUGAAUCGACGUUGGAGUCAGUCGCCCCUGUCCCCGCCAGAACCUUGGGCUAAGGCCUUGCAGGACGCUGGCAUCACAGGAGCUCCGGCCGAGUUAUUGUUAACAUGGUUGCACCGCUGCACAUACGAUUUAUUCGUGGAUGGUAAGUGUGCGCACAUCCCCACCACCCGCGGGGUUAAGCAGGGAUGUCCAGCCAGUCCACUCCUCUUCGCGGCCUUCAUGACUCUCAUCACACGUCGCCUCAGUACCCGCCUCUCAUGUGAAUGGGUCGCACAACACCUCACUAUGUUUGCCGAUGAUUUUCACGUGGGCAAGUGCUUCCACAGCUACCACGAACUGGAGACCCUCAGCGCUCAGGCUGACUACCUAGGUGCAGUUACCACCUAUGGCCCUAGCGCCACAGUUUGCGGGCUUUCGGAGGAGCACCAUGCACAGAUCCAGACGUUGAUGAUGCGGAACCAGAUGAUUCACUUGUGCUCUCCUUUGAACAUCCCUGGAACCAAUCGCUUGCGCGAGGUCCUUGCAUCGCAGCCACAAUCGGUGUCGCACCCAGAGCUCGAUGCAUCAUUGGCUCCCCCCAACGUGGAUCCAUCCCCGUUCUCAGGGGCCAGGGACAUGACGGAAGCCUCGCCACCACAGCCCUCAGCUGUGCCACUUUUGCCCGCGCAGGUCCUCGAAAAGCACAUCACCUCCUGGAGCUGCCCUGCUAUGCCCCUGCCUCCCACGCACACCUGUGCUCAGGUGUCCUCUCUGGGAUCACCCCAGGGUGCUGAACUUCCUGACGCUGCAUCAGCCUCGACUGCUCUCCUGGCACCGGUUUUGACCGCUUCCACUCCACCUCCGCCAGGCCAGCUGGGGCAGCGCACGGCUGUCAUCUCGGCCUCCAAUCUAGAGGACGUCCGACCGCGCGACCCCAUUCUUCGUACUGAGGUAGAACAGUCGUCGGGCAGGAUUUGGGAAAGAGCUAUGAACAUCCUUGCCGAGGGAGGGCUCUCCGCCUUACUGCGGCAUCCGAUAAAUAGGGAACUGUUGCAUCACUGUGGCGUCUGUGAUCAAUGGCUUGCUACGCCCACGGCUCUGAAAAAUCAUUACCGCCUGCAGCACACGGCGGUCUAUGACAGAGUUGUUUCCUUCACGCUCUCGCUGCACCUGAUGGCCAUGGCCGCGCCGCCGAGCCCCCAAGCGACGGACGAAGUCUUGGGGCAGCUCCAGAGCUGCUUCGGGAGCGUUCUUGCCAACAAAAGGAGCAUGGACGAUCCGAUGCAGGCGGUGCCGGCGGAUCGCACCCAGAAAACGGGACGAGGAGCGGUAGCCCUGGGAGGCCAAGGCAAAGGCUUCCAAGGAAAAGGAGCCAGACGGCGUCCAGGGGGUCGGGGGAGAGGAGAGAACAGCCGGACCUUCCCCCACGCCGACAGUCACAGCUUCUCGAGUGGCUCCACGGCGGACAACGAGGAUGCAGAACUGCUUCAUCUGUUGGCGAAAGCCGUGGUGCGUCACGAAGACUCGAUCAACAUCCUGCGCCGAUCCACCGGAUGGGUGUUUUGGGCCCGGUCUGGGGAGGGAUCGAUCCUUCCACUGCUCUCCGACCUAGCGCGGAAAUGGUCCGAGGCUGCCAGCAAACAGGAGAUUCAGCCGGGUCGGGUAAGCCUGCGGGUCACACUCCUUUGGGGACUUCUGACCUGCCUCCAGGAAAAGGUGGCCAACCUCACCCAGGAUCAGAUCGCGUUUGCGAUGCAAAGUUCGUGGAUAGACACGAAUGGCGGCUGGAACUUCCAGAAAUGGGAUGCUCAUCAUCAGAUGCUUAUCGUGGACACCUCCCGGCCACCACUGAGCACUGCGCAGGUCAAGGAGAGUCUGGGGAAACUUCUUCAGGUCAUCAACGGCGACACGCUGACGAGAUUCUCAGCGACCCAGGAGAUUCGUGCAGACGCACAGGGCAAGAUCACCUUCCACGCGGACAUCAGUCUCAGGGCGCCGGGCUCCGAUGCGCUCUACCAGGAAUUGGUGCGCCUCCAGGGCUCGGCCCUGUUCCAGAUCAUCGGGGUCCAGUUCAAGCCGGAAGGGUCUUUGACGGAGUAUGGGAGUCCAGACGUCAGGAGCUCGGACAUGUGCGCACACUUGAUGGCGGCUCUUGUGCCGCUGCAAUUUCUCUUGACCUACCCGGGCGCAACGGCGGUUUUUGGCUACACGCCGCAGCUUCAGAAAGCAUGUAGGUCAUCGAAUACCGCAUUUUGGCAGCGGUAUGUCAUCGAGGCCAGCUUGCCACCUCAGGUGUAUCUUUUGAUAUGCCGGCGUGGGGGGGUUGGCACGGGUGCAUCCGCUGGAUGCGCGGGGCCGAAUGCAAGGCUCGAAGCUGGGCGCACUCAGAUGUCCGUCAUAUGCGUACUUCAGGAACUGUGGGAGUUGGAGCUCCCCUCCAUUCUGGGUUUAGCUCAUCCUCGUUUCUCAGCGGACGACGCAGCUUCGGAUGCCGGCUGGGAGGACUUCUCGAUACCUGAAGUCGAGGUCGAAGAUUCCAGCUCGCUACGGGACGGAUCAGGGCAGCGGGACUCGCCACAGCCUGCGUCCUCAGGUCAACUGGAGUCUCCACAUGGGAUAGAGCCGACCUCUACGUCGAUCCCGUCACCCAAGGCUUCUUCUGAUGUCAUCUCCUCGUUCGUUAUCGACGCGGAUGCCGAAGCUUCUGCAACUCAGGACCUGCUGGCCACUCAGGUGUAUGCGCCGACUGAUCCGACAUCAGGAGUCUGGAGUGAGGUGUGGAAUAUGGACAGGCCGACGCUGGGUUUCCAUACAUACGAGCUGCGCUUAGACGGCAUCGUCCUGCCGCCCGAGCCAGAGCCGGACGCAUCGAGCAUGGAGCUUCUAGCUUUUUCC
Messenger RNA from Symbiodinium necroappetens, 3339 nucleotides. The record is from the annotation of a GenBank genome assembly. Lineage: Eukaryota; Dinophyceae; Suessiales; Symbiodiniaceae.